GCCCCUCGGGCUCGCGUCGAGCCUAGGCGCCGCAGACUCGUCAGUCCUCGCCGUCUCCUGAUUGGUCGCGAAGCUCUCCAGUCUGGCCCAAGGGAGGGGAGGAGGGAGGGCCCAUGUCGUUUCAGGGCGGAAACGUGGUUGAAAAACCCAAAGGAGAAGUGACGCGCGGGGUGGGAGGGGGCUGUUCUCCCAGACUUCUCCUGGGAGCGCUAACGGGUCUUGAUGGCUGCCCCGCCGGCCCCCGGACCUUAGCGCUUCUCAACGCCCGGCCUACUCCAGCUUCUCUUCCCCACUGCCAAUUACAGGAUGAUGCUGAGUCGGGGCAAGGGGAGGUUCGGGGGACCCUCGAGGGAGGGGGUGACCGUGGGGGCUGCAGGAAUAGAACCCGAGCCCUUUGCCUCCAAGCCCGAGCCCGAACCCGGCCUGGACCUGAGUCUGAGCCCGAGCCCUGGCCCGAGGAGCCCCGAGCCGCCCUGCUCCAUCCUCCGGCUGGGGGGAGCCAGGUCCAGGGGCCGGAGAGGACGGCAAAGAGAGCGGCAGGUCCGCUUCCACCUGGCUUCCCCGAGUCCGCCUUCCUCUUCCAGCGUGUCCCCACCCAGAGGAAAGCUGCCCACAAAUGAACCUUUGGAGGAGUGUGAAGCCCUGGCGCAUCUCGUAGCCCCAGGACUUCAAAGUACCCUGGUCCUGGGGCAACAGCUAGAGUCGCUUAGGGAGGUCACAGCCCUGGGGCAGUUUGAUGCGCUGAAGGCUGCAGAGCAGCAGUUGAAAAGUUCAUUCCUCAGUCGCUGUGAGAUGGAGGAAAACGUAUCGGAGGGGUUGAACAUGCCUAGAUCCCAACGGCUCUACAAGGACCUGGUGAGCCUGCAGGUGCCAAAGGAGCAAGUGUUGAAUGCUGCGUUGAUGGAAAGACUGGCCUUGCUUCCACCACAGCCUCAGGUCCCAAUCCACAAGAUAAAGGAGGUUCCUGCGGCAGGUCCAGAACUAAGCAUCUUAUGUGAUCCCCAAUCUCUGGCCCGUGAGUCGCCACACUUAAUACUUGAAGGGUUCCCUCUCUUGAAGCUAAAGCCACAGACCCGUCCUGCAGAGGAUACCUUCCUCAUGCAUCAGACUCUCAGACGGUGGGAUACAUAGUAUUACAGAAUUGUCUUCACUUUUAUUUUUGUUGUGAUGGGAGGGAGGGUGCACAUGUUGGGAUUGUCCUUUACAUUGGCUUUUAUAGAAAUAAAACUUUUUUGAUAAGU
This is a messenger RNA of Trichosurus vulpecula (common brushtail), 1241 nucleotides long. It is a transcript of the gene PPP1R35, whose product is annotated as protein phosphatase 1 regulatory subunit 35. NCBI's taxonomy places the organism in Eukaryota, Metazoa, Chordata, Mammalia, Diprotodontia, Phalangeridae. Bases 307 to 1131 code for a protein of 274 amino acids. Gene Ontology annotation, molecular function: phosphatase binding. The transcript has 4 exons. The record is from RefSeq and is a predicted model, not a curated record. Gene Ontology annotation, biological process: negative regulation of phosphatase activity.